GUGAUCUUCCAUUUCAUUAUACAUUUGUAUCUAGAAUGUAUAAUAAUUUUUUUAUAAAGAUGACCGAGGAAUAACUUCUAUUAAAAGUAAUAUAUUUUCGAAUAUAAAAGAUCGAUCGAUUUACUUUGCAUAUAUUAAGAGAGGCAAAAUUUUGUUUGAAGGGAACUACAUUGAGCAAUUAAAUAGAUUAAUGUACACAAACUGGAGUAAAAAAAUAUGAGUCGCAAAAGAGGUACCGGGAGACAAUACAUACGGCUGAAAAGUGAAAUGAAGGACAUCUCUGCCCCAUACAACUUCGAGCAUCAUUACCAUGUUGGACCUGAAGAUUACGGCGAAAAAGUGAUAAAUACUGAUGUUCAAACCAUUUCACAUCGACCACCCAACCCCGACACGAAAGACAGACCAAGAGGCCCCACGAUAACAAACGAAAGCCUUUUACAGACUAUAAAAAAAGAACGUACACCGACUGUGAGUUCUGAAAUAGGUGAUAUUGUUGAAGAGAGGAUGAGAAAGGUACUAAGUGAGCAGAACUGGAUCCACGAAAUUGGCCACUGUUCGCAUUGUUUGAGUGUGGAAACACCUAAGGAUGAACAAGUCAUGCCAUUGCACACACAACAAGACGUGAAACUAAAUACAUGCACUAAAAUACCUGUCCCCACAAAGCGUAACCAGUUCUCAUCAUCACAACAAAACAGGAUGCACAGACAGGGAGGUUCAGUAAAAUUUGACGAGAGAGAAUGCCUGGCAGAUGCGUUAAAGUAUCACAUUGAUGAACUUGUGGAGGGUGUUGUGUUCAAGGACAGCGAAUUGCCUGACGCCCUUCUACAAGAUGGUUGCAUAACAGAUGAUGAAUGUGCGCGAGUGAGAAACAAACUCGACCGCAAAGAUCAAGUUCGUGUCCUUGUUAGUGUACUGAAAGGUAGAGAUUUAGACGUAUUGCAGAAAUUUCUGAAACGUUUAAGAUCUCAGAACCACAAUCUUGUGAAGAGCAUAGAAGAGAAAUUUGAAAGCAAUAAGAAAAGUGAGUUAAAAGGAGCCAAAUGCGCCCUCUGCAAACUUACUUCCCAAGUACAUCUGAAGUAUAUUGUUGAUAAUUUAUGGAAGAACGGUUUGAUAGAUGACGUGUUACAUUAUUCGGUUGUAGAUAUAGACACGCCUCUAUGUUAUCAGGACGGUCUUUGGAAGAGUGUAAUAGAUUCUUUAAAUAACUGUUGUGUAAGAAAUCCAUCCGACGUCUGUAACAAAAUUGUUGACGCAUUGACAAAAAAACAGCACUACAAACAUAUAGCAGAAGGAAUAAAGGAGAUUAUAAAAAACAAGGGAACAUUGGUGUGUGUUUGUCGCUUACACUUUAUCAAUGUUUCUACGUUGUCAUUGAGCUCACGUGUAUCUUCAUGCUCCCCGUACGCCUCAGAUUCUGAGAUCUCUAACAUAACAGAGACCAGCAACAUUCAAGAAGGUCGAAGAUGCAUCGUUAACCAGCCAUAUCAGACGGUUUCUAAAGAAAACUCAUACUUAGGAAAUGAAGUAAUUGGAGAAUUUGUAUCAGUAUCGCAGGCGAGUGUCGGUUUUAAGACUGUACAAGAGAAUAUGAUAUUCGAGGAACAGCCCGAUGUCCCAGAGAAGAAAUCAGUGAAGACGAUGGUCAAACUAUUCGAACAUAACUCUUAAGAAAGUAACAACGGGAAACGACACAUGUAACAUGAUUGUGUUUUGGUAGCUACAAUAGUUUCUGUAUGUUAACAUAACAUUGAACAAACCGAAACAAAAGCUAUUUAAAAUGCGAUAAUCUAUGUUUAAAUCUGGAUCAAAUUUUCAAUACAAUAUUAAAGGUUUAGGAGUACAUUAUCAAAACACAGAAAUAUUGAUAACAUCUUUACCAACAAUCUACCUGAACAUUACAAUCUGUAUGAUGGAUACUUGAAAUAUUCUCAAGAAGUUGUCUCCCUUUAAAACUGAGUGCCAUUUGGAAGAUACAAAAAUAAACAAUUGCUGAAAACUACAUUUUACAUAGUUAUGUGAAAUUUCAGCACUGGGAUAUCAUUGCAAAUGUAUAAGAACAAACAGUUAUUUGAAAAUGGGGUUGAACUGUCCGAAAGUGUGGCCAAUUUGUACAGUUCUUUCUUGAAAUUCAAUGUAUAUAUCAGUAAACUGAUUAUCGUUUUGUAGAGUAAUAUACAUGUUUUCUAUGCUGUUCAAUUUUCAUGUGAAACAACCCUUUGGUUCUAUGAUUUAAUGUUGUUUGAGUUUUGUUCACAAAAUGUAAAGCUAAGCGUUAACAUUCUCGAUUGUACAUGAAACAAUAUUAUUAUACCAGAUUUAUAUAGCGCCCUUUUCAUGAUCAAUUUCACGUUCAAAGGCGCUUUACAUAGUUCAAAUGCAGCCACAAAGGGCGCAUAUUAUUCAUCCUCUACUAGUACAGACACAGAGCGAUCUGACCAGAGGGACAGAGUGAGACAAAGCCCCCACGACAGAGAGAUCAGAAAUCAGAUACAGGCUUGUCCGGCUAACUUAGCCUGGUUCUUUAACGUGCCCAGUGUAUAGCAGAUACAUGCAAGGAUUGCCUGGGUUCCUGACCAGUACACCUCUAGUUGGGUGGGAAACACUGAAAAGCGUUUCUGAAAAUUCCCGAGUAGCUGCCGGGGAUCGAACCCCCGACCUCGGGAUUGGAAGGCCAGUGUGCAAACCACUGAGCUAUCCGUCCACCUAUAAUAUAUGUACAUGUAAGAUAUACGUACCGUUUAUUGGCUUUUAAAAUAGUACAAUAUUACUGUGGUUGAAAGUACGAACGUAUUAUGACAUCGUACCAACUCGACCACCUUCCGUCUACUGUUUUCAGGAUUGUCAUUACUGUUCGCUUGUAUUAUACGUUUGACUAUAAUGUUAUCAAUUAGUUGAUAUAAAUUUGCCGAGAACUUUUG
This is a messenger RNA of Mercenaria mercenaria, 2921 nucleotides long. RefSeq lists its product as uncharacterized. The transcript is spliced from 4 exons. Gene Ontology annotation, biological process: regulation of apoptotic process. Lineage: Eukaryota; Metazoa; Mollusca; Bivalvia; Venerida; Veneridae. The record is from RefSeq and is a predicted model, not a curated record. The coding region runs from base 217 to 1671 and encodes 484 amino acids.